UCAAGAUCGGAGGCCCGUAGGCCUCAUAAAGGGAGUCAAUUACUGUCAGAGCUAUCUACAAAACUGUCUCGAGACUGCCAUCGAGAAAAAAAGGAAACGUCAAAGCAAGCGGUAUCCGAAGAUGCCGAUGGACAACUCGUCCUGCACUGGACUCCUCCCGUCACUCCUCCGCAUUACUGUCAAGGACCCAUGGGCUGGUCUAGCCACCUUGGAAAGUUGAAAGCCUGGUGGAAGUCGCCGAUUACCGCAAGAAAAAUCCGCCUGACCUGCAUUGUUUUGUUUGUGCUUUUGUUUGCUCCGCGUCGGAGUGAAAUGCCAGCACCGUUCGUUGUCAUUGCAACUCGGUCGCAAGGUCAUGGUGUUGUACUUUAUGGGUCAGUGGGAGAUGUGAGCGGUGACACAAACCUGGAAUCCCCCUGAAAGAACCAAUCCGAUCGUACGCCGUGGGCCAUUCUACAAAGCAAACUCGGAAAUGGUGUAGGGAAAAGUGGGAAUACGCUUCCGGACUGAAGGCAAUUUAGAGGCG
Messenger RNA from Aplosporella prunicola CBS 121167, 526 nucleotides. RefSeq lists its product as uncharacterized. Bases 190 to 420 code for a protein of 76 amino acids. The transcript has a single exon. Lineage: Eukaryota; Fungi; Ascomycota; Dothideomycetes; Botryosphaeriales; Aplosporellaceae. The record is from RefSeq and is a predicted model, not a curated record.